GGUUAAAGGUACAGAGGGGAAGAGCGAGAGACGGAAGGCAGCAAGACAGGCGGCGCGAGGGAGCGUGGGCACCAGAGUCCGCUCGUAAACUCAUAAAAAGAUGAGUCCAACUCCAACAGCUGAGUCAUCAGGAUCGCAGCAGGUUCCUCCAAGGUCUGGGCUGUUUGAGCUAAAAACAAUCUAACCCGUCUCACCUGUCUGUCCUCACCUGACAGUCGACGGGCUGAGCGAGCAGAGCUGCUCAAGAACAACAUGGAGUCAAUUGAAGUGGAACAAGAGGAGAAAAAAUUCAGGUCAAUGGUGGACGAACAUUUGGAGGGAAUCAACAGCGAGACGUCAGAUAGAAGAUCUGCUCCUGAAGGUUUGAUGGAUCCUGUGAGGACAAGCGUGACCGGUUCACCAUACGAUGAUCCAACAGAUGAGGAAACAGGUGGAGGCAAUUCUUCCACCUCAAAAUCAAAUGCUGAAUCAGAAGUCUUAGCUGAAAGCAGGACCGAGGAUGAAUGGAGGGAGGAAACAUCUGAUGAAGAUGAAGACGUGGAGGGGAAAGAAGAAGAAGAAGAUCAGAGUGAAGGCCAGCAAGAGUGUGAUUUGCUGCCAGGACAUGAAAAUUCUGAAGAGUCAGAGGAGAAAUUAUCAGCACAGAGCAGAGAACGACCAGCUCCUCCCAGCAGUCUGGUUUUGUCGGGACCGAAAUCAAUGAAAAAGAAAGUUCUGGUGGCUCCGACUCUCAGUCUGUCUUUAGGCGGGUCUUUGGCUUCUGAAGAUUUUGCCCCAGGCUUCCUUUCCCCCUCCCCUGAAGAUGACGACGACCCAAGGCUGGACUUGGACUUGGACGCCAUGGAGACGCCGUCUGACAGCGAGUCUUUGCACUUUCCCAAUUACGACCUUGACCUGGAAGAUGACCUGCGUCGUCUGGGAGUGGCGUCGCACAAACCCUUUGGCUCCGCGUCUGGUUCUCUACCCGAUCAGACCGGCCUGAGCGCUCUAGACAAGGAGGAUGUGGUGGACAGCAAGGGCACUAGGUGGCGUUGUUUCUCCACAGGGGACCCUCCACAGGAGAGCCGGGUCAACAUGACUGUCUUGGAGCCGUUUCUCAGAGUCCUGUCCCACGGAGGUUACCAUGGAGACGGCAUGGAUGACAUUGUGGUGUUUUCCUCCUGUUAUUUGCCGGAGAACCACCUGGAGAAUUAUCAGUACGUGAUGGACAACCUGUUCAGGUUUGUCGUCGGGACUCUGGAGCUGAUGGUCGCGGAAAACUACGUGAUCGUGUACCUGUGCUCCGGAGGCCAGAAGGACAAACUGCCGGGAAUCGGCUGGCUCAGAGAUUGGUACACCACCAUAGAUCGAAGGCUGAGGAAGAACCUGAAGGGUUUCUAUGUGGUUCAUCCAACCUGGUACAUCAAAGCUCUGAUUACCAUCAUCAAGCCCUUCAUCAGCUCCAAGUUCAGCAGGAAGCUGCAGUUUGUGGACAGUCUUCAGGAGCUUUCUCAGCUCAUCCCCACUGAGCAUGUGCAGAUCCCAGAGAGCGUCAGACAGUACGACCAGAGCCUGUCCAGGUGAUGCUGCAGAGUCCAAACGCUUCUCCAUCUGUCAUAUUUAUGCUCACAGCUGCCUGAGCGGAACAUUCAGCGGAGGAGCUUCAGCCUCUGUGAAAAUCAGUUUUUACCCACAUCUGGGGAACAACAAGCCGCCAUUACAAGAGAACUUGUAAACAGUGUUGAUAAUGACUUUAGUCCCACGACUCCAAAUGUUUGUGUUGUUUUAAAAUGGAAAAAAAAGAUGUAAAGACAAAGAUGUUAAAGAACAAACUGGUUUUGAGACGUCACCGUGCAAGAAAUCCCACAUUUUUUUCUUGUUAUUUAUAACUUAAUGAAUAAAAAUGCGGAAAAAAACAUUUUUUUUUGCAUUAUAGAGUAAAAAGGUUUACAGAAAAUGUUUAUGCAAGAAUUCAGGGUGGAGUUUGAACGCAUUUUUACCUUUAAAGUUCAGCGAUUAAGACAUAAGAUGACUCUUCCUAUUUUUGUGGUUUGAAUGAACGGUCCAGACUUCCCAGCAGCCUCCAAGCCUUUCAGCAGGUCCAUCCGGAUCUGAUUAUUGGGUCCAAUAAACCGGAAUAAUCACUAAUAAAAACAGUUUUUCUGAUGCA
Oryzias latipes (Japanese medaka) is the source of this 2149-nucleotide messenger RNA. Its product is annotated as bcl-2/adenovirus E1B 19 kDa-interacting protein 2-like protein. Gene Ontology annotation, biological process: apoptotic process. Gene Ontology annotation, cellular component: cytoplasm. NCBI's taxonomy places the organism in Eukaryota, Metazoa, Chordata, Actinopteri, Beloniformes, Adrianichthyidae. The record is from RefSeq and is a predicted model, not a curated record.